CGGUCAAGCGGUCAAGAAGAAGGCGUGUGUGAUUUGCGUGUAUUAUUGUCCUACGAAGGUUUCCACCGGUAUCAUGCAGGGCGUGUCCCGACAACGUCGCCGCUUGUUUUCCAAUAGGAAGGUACGUGCACCCCGUCAAGCCAGAAGGUGCACAUAGGUUUCAGCAACACAUCCCUGAGGAAAAGUAAAAGACAAGUGCCAGGAAUGGUUGAAAUUGUGAGAGAUUAGUGGUACUGUGACAAGAUGCUUACAUAAGAAGAAGCCACAUUACUUUCGUGCCGAACUGAAAAGACUGUCGCCUUUUUGUAUACGAAAAGAAGCGUUCGAACUAAAGGAUAGUUGCUUUGAUGCAAUGACUUUUAAAAGAAUGAUGCGCACUGUUAUCAUACCUUCCUCUUUCUCUGUGAUUAUGUCGUCACUGAGGUCUGGUAGCAGUUGUAACAGCCACAUCAAGGUACAUGCUCUACGUAUGUGCUUAGUAUGGAUUAUAAUUCAUAUGUACAGUCCAAAGCGUUGCCAAGCGGUCUUUUACAACAACUGGGCAAAGCAAACCGCCACAACGAUUCAAUAUGCUCACGACACUUUACGACGGCUCUACGACAUUACGUUUCGCAAUGAAUUGUACUUUCUCAAGUCAAGCAGCAACAACAGCAGCAUCAGAGAAGAUGACAAUGUCAAGUUUAAAAGAGAUUACGCGAUGGAAGUGCGUCAAACAACUUUCUGGGCAAAGUAGCUUUGAGUGCCGCGGCGAAGUUCUACUCUCCAUGCUGCAAAACCGAAUAACCACGCCACCACAUCGCACCAUGGUUAAUCCAACAACGGCCGAGACUUUCUACAAUGGCUCACUUAUCCCAUCAGGAAGCUGGA
This is a messenger RNA of Zychaea mexicana, 867 nucleotides long. RefSeq lists its product as uncharacterized. The record is from RefSeq and is a predicted model, not a curated record. The transcript is spliced from 3 exons. The coding region runs from base 353 to 733 and encodes 126 amino acids. Lineage: Eukaryota; Fungi; Mucoromycota; Mucoromycetes; Mucorales; Lichtheimiaceae.